AUGGAAGCGCAUAAUGUUGUUUCGUGGUGGCUUGUUUUGAUGGUUGUGAUCUUGUCUUGUGGCUACGGCGGUGUCCAAGCUGAUAGGGCGGGGAUUUUUCCGGCUUCGGGCGCCGGAAAAAAAGGGAUACAAAUGUCUGAAGGUGUUGGUCUGGAUGUGGACUUGACGGCUGGUGGAGGCCGAGGCUAUGGUCCUGGGCGGGGUUAUGGCGGAGGCCGUGGAGGCGGCGGCGGCGGUGGGUUUGGCAAUGGCGGCGGCGGAGGGUUUGGCAAUGGUGGCGGCGGAGGGUUUGGAAAUGGCGGCGGCGGAGGGUUUGGUAAUGGAGGCGGCGGAGGGUUUGGCAAUGGCGGCGGUGGUGGGAGUGGGAUGGGUAAUGGUGGUGGUGGCGGCAGCGGUGGUGGUGGUGGAUUUGGUUCUGGCGGCGGCGAUGGAUGGAGCAACGGGGGCGGGGGUGGUUCUGGUUCCGGGAUGGGAGGAUAUGGCGGUGGCGGUGGGUCGGGGUAUGGUGACGGUGGUGGCGGUGGUGGUGGGUCGGGAUAA
Salvia hispanica is the source of this 540-nucleotide messenger RNA. The record is from RefSeq and is a predicted model, not a curated record. Lineage: Eukaryota; Viridiplantae; Streptophyta; Magnoliopsida; Lamiales; Lamiaceae.